AUGUCUGUGCAGUCAGACUGUGGUUCCUUACCAACAAUACAGAAUGGAAAUGCCACGCUCGAUGACUCAGACUCAACAGUAGGAUCAACUGCAAGUAUCCGCUGCGAUUCUGGAUAUGAGGCUGACAAACCGUCUAUUACUUGCAAACCAAGUGGAAUAUGGCAGUCUGCAAAAUGCAAAAUAAGAGACUGUGGCCCAGCACCAUCUAUAUCUGACGGCAGUGUGAGCCCAUCUACAACCACUUAUGGAUCAACUGCAGUUGUCAACUGUAACCCUGGAUAUGAUUCAAACCAAUCCUCAAUAACAUGUCAGGCAAAUGGAAGUUGGGAAACACCAGCAUGUAUUAUUAAAGACUGUGGCUCUGUGCCAUCUGUAUCUGACGGGAUAGUAAGACCAACAGCUAAUACUACUACUUAUGGAUCUACUGCAUCUGUCACCUGUGACCCAGGAUAUGAUUCAAACGGAGCUGCAAUAACAUGCCAGGCAAGUGGAACUUGGGAAACGCCAACAUGUACCAUCAAAGACUGUGGCUCUGCACCAUCUGUAUCUAACGGGACUGUGAGCCUAACCGCUACAACUACUACUUAUGGAUCUACUGCAUCUCUAACUUGUGACACUGGAUAUGAUUCAAAUGUAGCUACAAUAACAUGUCAGGACAAUGGAGUUUGGCAGACACCAACAUGCACCAUUAAAGACUGUGGCUUGACACCAUCUGUAUCUAACGGGACUGUGAGCCUUACCGCUACAACUACUACUUAUGGAUCUACUGCAUCUCUAACUUGUGACACUGGAUAUGAUUCAAAUGUAGCUACAAUAACAUGUCAGGACAACGGAGCUUGGCAGACACCAACAUGCACCAUUAAAGACUGUGGCUCGACACCUUUUGUAUCUGACGGGACAGUAAGCCUAACCGCUAAUACUACUACUUAUGGAUCGACUGCAUCUGUCACCUGUGACCCUGGAUACGAUUCAAAUGGAGCUACAAUAACAUGCCAGGCAAGUGGAAGUUGGGAAACGCCAACAUGUACCAUCAAAGACUGUGGCUCUGCACCAUUUGUAUCUAACGGGACUGUGAGCCUAACCGCUACAACUACUACUUAUGGAUCUACUGCAUCUCUAACUUGUGACACUGGAUAUGAUUCAAAUGUAGCUACAAUAACAUGUCAGGACAAUGGAGUUUGGCAGACACCAACAUGCACCAUUAAAGACUGUGGCUUGACACCAUCUGUAUCUAACGGGACUGUGAGCCUUACCGCUACAACUACUACUUAUGGAUCAACUGCAAGUGUAAACUGUGAUGUAGGAUAUGAUUCCAAUGUAGCUACCAUUACAUGCCAGGCAAGUGGAAGUUGGGAGACACCAACAUGUACUAUCAAAGACUGUGGCCCAGCACCAUCUAUAUCUGACGGCAGUGUGAGCCCAUCUACAACCACUUAUGGAUCAACUGCAGCUGUCAACUGUAACCCUGGAUAUGAUUCAAACCAACCCUCAAUAAAAUGUCAGGCAAAUGGAAGUUGGGAAACACCAGCAUGUAUUAUUAAAGACUGUGGCUCUGUGCCAUCUGUAUCUGACGGGACAGUAAGACAAACCGCUAAUACUUCUACUUAUGGAUCUACUGCAUCUGUCACCUGUGACCCGGGAUAUGAUUCAAACGGAGCUACAAUAGCAUGCCAGGCAAGUGGAAGUUGGGAAAUGCCAACAUGUACCAUCAAAGACUGUGGCUCUGCACCAUCUGUAUCUAACGGAACUGUGAGCCUAACCGCUACAACUACUACUUACGGAUCUAAUGCAUCUCUAACUUGUGACACCGGAUAUGAUUCAAAUGUAGCUACAAUAACAUGUCAGGACAAUGGAGUUUGGCAGACACCAACAUGCACCAUUAAAGACUGUGGCUUUACACCAUCUGUAUCUAACGGGACUGUGAGCCUUACCGCUACAACUACUACUUAUGGAUCAACUGCAAGUGUUAACUGUGAUGAUGGACAUGAUUCAAAUGUAGCUACCAUUACAUGCCAGGCAAGUGGAAUGUGGGAGACACCAACAUGUACUAUCAAAGACUGUGGCUCUGCACCGUCUGUAUCUAACGGGACUGUGAGCCUAACCGCUACAACUACUACUUAUGGAUCUACUGCAUCUCUAACAUGUGACACUGGAUAUGAUUCAAAUGUAGCUACAAUAACAUGUCAGGACAAUGGAGUUUGGCAGACACCAACAUGCACCAUUAAAGACUGUGGCUUUACACCAUCUGUAUCUAAUGGAACUGUGAGCCUUACCGCUACAACUACUACUUAUGGAUCAACUGCAAGUGUUAACUGUGAUGAUGGACAUGAUUCAAAUGUAGCUACCAUUACAUGCCAGGCAAGUGGAAUGUGGGAAACACCAACAUGUACUAUCAAAGACUGUGGCUCUACACCUUUUGUAUCUGACGGGACAGUUAGCCUAACCGCUAAUACUACUACUUAUGGAUCUACUGCAUCUGUCAUCUGUGAGCCUGGAUAUGAUUCAAAUGGAGCUACAAUAACAUGCCAGGCAAGUGGAAGUUGGGAGACACCGACAUGUACAAUCAAAGGUAUUUAA
This is a messenger RNA of Mercenaria mercenaria, 2577 nucleotides long. RefSeq names its product sushi, von Willebrand factor type A, EGF and pentraxin domain-containing protein 1-like. The record is from RefSeq and is a predicted model, not a curated record. The transcript is spliced from 16 exons. Lineage: Eukaryota; Metazoa; Mollusca; Bivalvia; Venerida; Veneridae. The coding region runs from base 1 to 2577 and encodes 858 amino acids.